Molecule: messenger RNA, 1531 nt
Organism: Suillus paluster
Lineage: Eukaryota; Fungi; Basidiomycota; Agaricomycetes; Boletales; Suillaceae
Product: aquaporin-like protein
Exons: 10
Coding region: 215-1270 (351 amino acids)
Biological process (GO): glycerol transmembrane transport; water transport
Cellular component (GO): plasma membrane
Molecular function (GO): water channel activity; glycerol channel activity
Source: RefSeq, a predicted model, not a curated record
GAUUUGAUCGAUUGACACCUGCUACGUUGCGCUGCUUCCGGCGCUAGAUACGAGUAAAUACGUCUACCUGUAUUUCUGAGUCUAGAUCUGGUAUAGCGGUCUUCACCUGGAAUGGUAGUUUUGGCCUCAUGGGUUUGAACUUUGCCCUGGCGUUAAAAGGCCUCGUCACAUCCCUCCCCAGCUUUCCAAACCUCCCUCUUCCAAAGUUCCAACCAUGUCACCUUCGAAAAUCCAUCUGAGCGAAAUUGCGACAAGGCCUCGCUGGAUGACCUCCUGGGAGAGGCUCAGACACAAGGAGGCACACUGGCUCGUAGAAAUGAUCGCAGAAAUGAUGGGGGUGUUUCUCUACGUCUAUGCAGGUCUUGGAGCCACCGCUGCAUUCGUCGUCGGAACUCUCAUCGGGAGCAAUGGGUUAGGAUCGUUAUAUACUAUUGGCUUCGCUUACGCCAUGGGCAUCGUGUUUGCGGUUUCGCUCUGUGGUGCGACGUCAGGAGGCCAUUUCAACCCAGCCGUCACAAUUUCCUCUGUAAUUUUCCGAGACUUUCCCAUGCGGAAAGCAGCGAGAUAUAUCUUUGCACAGAUUUUGUCAGGUUACCUCACCUGCUUGAUCGUCUAUGUCCAAUGGAAAGAUUUGCUUUUGGUUGCAGAGAAAGUUCUCAUUGAAAAAGGCCUGUAUGACACCGUGAUGUUCUCGAGCAGUGGCCCAGCUGGUGUGUUCGGCUUCUUUGUCGCCCCUGGGACGAACCUACACCGCGUGUUCAUGAAUGAAUUUGUCACUGACUUCGUCCUCGGCCUGGUCAUUUGGGGCUGCCUUGACCCCACAAACCACAUGAUUCCGCCAGCAGCCGCACCUUGGCUCAUCGGAAUGGCGUACGCCGUUGCCGCCUGGGGGUAUUCGCCCACCUCAGUCGCCACUAACACUGCUCGUGACCUUGGUGGACGCCUCAUGGCCAUGACCAUCUGGGGAUCCAAAGCCUCAGGAGGAACAUAUGCAGCCAUUGCCGCGCUGACGAAUAUCCCAGCGACGAUUUGUGCUGCGCUGGUAUAUGAGCUAUUCUUGGGCUCUGCAACGCGGACACUUACACCGCACCAUAUCAAUUUCCUCCGUGCUCACAAGCACUACUACGAGGACAAUAAGAUCGCCCCAUACGGGUACCUCGAUGUGCUUGAUAUGCGACGUGGCCAAUCGGAAUCCUUCCAGUCCGACAUGGACGAGAAAGUGCGAGAGGGUCGUACCGAGGAAGUGGAAGUAUCUGGAGGCCGCGUUUAGUAACGAUAUGAGCAAUGAGGAGCUCGGAACGCCUGAGGCUUUCGUACGUACUAUGACGUUCAUGCCCUUGUUUUGUAUGACCGGUGAUCAGUUUCGAAUUCUGGUAAAGUUAGCUUUACAAAUACGAGCCAUCCCGAUAUUCAGCAUGUACCCCCCUAAUUCAUGAUGAUUGCCGUACGAAGCAUCCGGAAGGGUCACUUCAGAGACACAUUUUAGAUGCAGGUGCAACACGCAGUGCAUGAUCCGGCAACCAGGAAAAAC